ACUCGUGUUAGAAUAGGUGUGUGCCGAAUGCCCGGAAUUAAGGGAUUAGUUUCCUUUCGGUUUAAAAUUUAAAUAUGCUUAUUUUCAUGCUUCUGUUGCAUUCUUGCCAAGUCCUAGGCCAUACCGAUUCUUUCAACUCGGACUAGAUCUUGAUUGAAGUAUAAAAGUUUGCUCUCCAAUAAGGUAAAUCUGCAUUUGAUUUACAGAACAUAAAGUUGGGCCAAUGACGCGGAUUAGCCCAGAAUUUGGAGAUGAAGGCGAAGGAGUUUGGUCAGUGUCGUCCGACGUGAGCUUUCAGUCUAUUCAGUUUCCGAAGUAUAGAUUAGGCCCUGAUAAUCAAAUUUUAGAGGAGGUCAAGGAGGACAAUAAGGGUCCACCCUUGAAGGAGGUGGUAGCAGAGGAAAUAAACCAGCUGUCAGAACAACAUAAGCGUCUAUCCGUACGCGACCUGGCCAGCAAAUUUGACAAGAAUUUGGCUGCUGCAGCAAAGUUGUCUGAGGAGGCUAAACUUAGGGAGGUGGCAUCUUUAGAGGGACAUGUGCUUCUGAAGAAGCUUAGGGAUGCAUUGGAAUGUUUGAAAGGAAGAUUAGCGGGUCAAAACAAAGACGAUGUGGAGAAAGCAAUUUCAAUGGUGGAGGCUUUGGCUGUGAAAUUGACUCAAAAAGAAGGAGAGCUAAUUCAGGAGAAGUUUGAAGUAAAAAAGCUAGUGAACUUCCUCAAGCAGGCUUCUGAGGAUGCUAAAAAGCUAGUCAACCAAGAAAAGUCUUUUGCUUGUGCCGAAAUCGAGAGUGCAAGAGCAGUCGUGCAAAGGAUUGGAGAGGCCCUUGAGGAACAAGAAAGAAACCAAAGCUCAGGGAAGCAGCAGGAAUUGGAGGAACUGAUUGAAGAGGUUCAAGAAGCCAGACGAAUUAAGUUAAAGCAUCAGCCUAUGAAGGUCAUGGACAUGGAACACGAACUGCGCGAACUGAGACUUCAAAUCAGAGAGAAGUGUACAAUUUCAGUUAAUCUUCAAAACGAGCUGGCGAUGAUGAAGAAAGUCGACGAAAAUAUACCCCGACUAUAUGAGUUAAAUGGUUCGGAGACAUUAGGUUCUAUUUUACGGAUUCAGCCGUGCUCAGAGAAAGCUACAGAGCUAGCAAAAUGUUCAAUCCAGUGGUAUCGUCUGUCAUCUCAAUGCAGCCGUAGGGAACCUAUUUUAGGUGCCCACAAGUGCGUUUAUGCUCCUGAGCCCAUUGAUGUCGGGCGAGUUCUGCAAGCUGACAUAGUCGCAAACGGCCAAAAGAUCUGGAUCACAACUCACGGCCCUAUUGCACAAGCUAUUGACUUGGGGAGCUAUGUAGAGACGCUUCUGCGGAAACCAAACCAUGACUUUAGCGUAGUAAUCUCCCAAAUGAACGGACGGAAUUAUUCUUCGCAGUCAGCACACUUGUUUCACAUUGGGAAAACAAGGAUAAAGCUGAGUCGAGGAUGGAUCACUAAGGCCAGAGAAUCAUACUCUAAGUCCAUGCAGCUUUGUGGAUUCAGAGGAGGCGGCAACUUGGCUGGGAAGUCGCUGUUUUGGCAGGCUCGCAAAGGACAAUCUUUCGUGCUUGUUUUUGGGUCGGAACAAGAGAGAAAUGGAGCCCUGAUACUUGCUCGCAAAUAUGCUCUCGACUGCAAUGUCUUGCUUGCCGGUCCAGACGACGAUGCUUUGCUGUAAAGACAAACUAGGAUUAACUUCCCAGUUUUCGACUGAUUCGAGCAGUCAAGCGUGAGUCAUGUUUCUGUCCGUGUUUGUUGUGGAGAUGAUGAUGUCUUUGCAGUUCUAAUCUUGGCUUCUGGGAGUAGUUAGUACAUUGGUUCUAGGCAUAGUUUUUGGUUUUGCCUAAAUCACUUGUUGUAAUAACUUAUGUUGCUAAUCAUUUGAUACUUCAUUGUGAGCUAUUUGCAAUAUCUUGAUUAACAUUU
Molecule: messenger RNA, 1947 nt
Organism: Sesamum indicum (sesame)
Lineage: Eukaryota; Viridiplantae; Streptophyta; Magnoliopsida; Lamiales; Pedaliaceae
Source: RefSeq, a predicted model, not a curated record